Molecule: messenger RNA, 1769 nt
Organism: Sphaerodactylus townsendi
Lineage: Eukaryota; Metazoa; Chordata; Lepidosauria; Squamata; Sphaerodactylidae
Product: diacylglycerol kinase kappa-like
Exons: 3
Coding region: 879-1493 (204 amino acids)
Source: RefSeq, a predicted model, not a curated record
AGGAAGAAGCGGCAAGAAGACAGCGGCAGCAGCUAUAGAAACAAUGGCAGCGAACAGGAUCCUAAAAGGGGGAUUUUAAACUAUUUACAGCCUAAAUGUUUUUCAGGAGAAAUUUCCUCUCCUACCAACAUAGGACCUUUUGACUUGAAAAUGUGGGAAAUGGUCUGUAAUGCCCUACUAUGCAAUCCUAUACUUGUUUAUUCAGAAGUGAAUUUUGUUCUGUCUGUUGAGUCCUACUUCCUGUAAGCACACAUAGGAUUGCAGGCUCACAUCCGUUGGGUAUCCAACAAAGCCCACCCACAAAUUUACAUGAAGAUGCGUCAUUGAAAAGGACCCCAAAAGAACUUUUCAAAGUGCCCACCCUGCUUUCAAAUUCUAUCACUAGCCAACCUUCUAUUAGAGUGGCAUAAACAUCUACAGUGGUCUGAGCUGACCCUUUCCCUGUUACCAAGUACCUAGAGGCACUUUCCGUUCAUCAAGAGCUAGAGCAGCAGUUUCAAAUUCUCUGAUCCUGGCAGGUGAAGGGCAUCUGCGUUGAGAAACCAGCGUUGCCGAAAGCAAUCUGUCAUUGGCUCGGCUCUAUUGUCAUCUUUUCCAUCACUGCCCCUCAAACUGACACCUGUAAUUUUCCUUCAAACUCAAUGUGAAAAGGUUUUCUUCUUUUGAGUUAAUGAAAUAGAAUUCUACCAAUGGGAAUGGUGCUUCCAUGUCCUACUCUGACAUUUAACAUUUACCUUGCGACUUCCUUUGAGGGCGGAGCUAGGUUUUCGAGUGGGUAGAGGUCAGGGGGUUGCUUUUAUAUAUACUGCCCAAACUCCCUUUCCUCGGGAUUGCGGACAUCGCUUCUCUAUUGCUCCACAAGAGAUAACAACUCAACCAUGUUGAAAUCUGUCUCGGCCCUUUCGGCUUUAGUGCUGAUUCUGAUUAUACAAGAGGCAUCUGUUACUCCAGUUAUCCAGGAGCCCAGCAAGCUGUCAUGUGGCCUGCUCAAUGAAGAGUCAAGUGGGGAGCAAGGCAGAGAAGAAACAACUACUGUACCAAGCUUACAGUCAAGCGAGGAGCCCACUGUUCGCCCCACUGAAGUGACAAGCGGGGAAUUCAGUGGAGAAGCACAUACUGAACCAAGUCUAGAGCCCAGUGGGGAGCCCAGUGUUCAUCUGGCUGAAGAAUUCAGUGGGAAAGGAGAACCAACUCUGGAACCAAGCUCUGACUCAAGUGAAAAACAAACUGUACAGGCAACAGAUGAGCCAAACGAGGAAGUAAGUGAAGGAGCCAAAACCGUGGAACCAAGCCCACAGCCCAGUGGAGAUCCCAACAAAGAAUCUGCUGACAUUCCAUGUAUACUGCCAAGCGGAGAAGCACAUGAAGGUGCAAGCGGGGAGCCAGUCCUAGAACCAGCAUCGAGUGAAACUCCAACUGAGCCUUCCAAAGCAAAAAGCAGACUCCUGGAUAUCCUGAACCUUGGCUUCCUGGACCUGGGCGAUCUCCUAUAGAUAAAAUGUCAGAAUCAUGUGCAGCUUUAACGCCAAGAGCCUUAACACUAAUUUGUUGGGCUUCUCUUAAAGCUCAGUUGAUUCCUGGGGCUUCUUUUUUAACUUCAUAAUAAACUGCAACACGUCGGGCCUUUGAAGCAUGAUGCUGUGUUAAUUCUACUGUCGCUUCUCAUUCCCACUUUGUGUCAGCAAGGAUCUCCGAGUGCAGAGUGUAAAUGUAAAUACAAUGUUUAUUUCUUUCUGAGCUUAAAAUAAAAAGGAAGAACAUUAUCAAUU